AUGUCUGAUUUGGAUACAGUUUCAAAUUUAUUGUCACAAUCUGUUAUUGCUGCAACUUCCAAACAAGCAGAAAACCAAUUAAAGGCAUUGGAAACUCAGCCGGGUUUCUCUUUAACCCUAUUACAUGUUAUAUCUUCCACUAAUCUUCCGAUUUCCACUAGGUUAGCUGGUGCAGUUUUUUUCAAAAAUUUGAUAAAGCGUAGAUGGGUGGACGAAGAUGGUAACCAUUUAAUUAGCGAUUCAGAAUUGAUUAAAAAGGAGAUCAUCCCAUUAAUGAUCACAUUACCAAAUAACCUACAAGUUCAAAUUGGGGAGGCAAUUUCUACAAUAGCUGACUCAGACUUCCCCAUGACAUGGUCCACUUUGAUUUCUGAUUUAGUAUCUAAACUAACGGCAAAUGACAUGGUCACUAAUAAGGGUGUUCUAGUAGUAGCGCAUUCUAUUUUUAAACGUUGGAGGCAUUUGUUCAGAUCUGAUGAUUUAUUUUUGGAGAUUAAAAUGGUGUUAGAGCAAUUUUUUGUCCCAUUUUUCCAAUUAUUACAAAAUGUUGAUCAGCAGAUCACGGAGAAUUUUCAAAACCAAGCAAAACUAGAACUUUUAUUUGAGGUAUUAUCAGUUUUGGUUAAAUUGUAUUAUGAUUUAAAUUGCCAGGACAUUCCUGAGAGUUUUGAAGAUAACAUCAAAGUGGGUAUGACAAUUAUGCGUAAAUAUUUAGAUUAUCAAAAUCCUUUAUUAGAAGAUGAAGAUGACGAUGAGCAUCCAAGUAUUAUAAGUAAAGUUAAGUCCUCAAUUCAAGAAUUGGUUCAGUUGUACACAACAAGAUAUGAAGAUGUUUUCAAUCCGUUAAUUGGCGAUUUUAUCUCGUCUACUUGGGAACUAUUGACAAAAUUGCAACCCAAGGCCAAAAAUGAUAUAUUAGUUUCAAAGUCUAUGUUAUUUUUAUCUUCAGUGGCAAGAAUUCCUCAUUUUUUCAAAACAUUUAAUAGCGAAGAUGCGAUGUCAGUUCUAGUGGAUAAGAUUAUUUUGCCUAACAUCACAUUACAUGAAUCAGAUGAGGAAUUGUUUGAAGAUGAUCCAAUUGAGUAUAUUAGAAGAGAUUUAGAAGGUUCGGAUUCUGAUACUAGAAGACGUUCAUGCACUGAUUUUUUGAAGGUUUUGAAGGAAAGGAACCAAGAAUUGGUUACUUCUGUUAUUUUGAAUCGUAUUAAUGACUUUUUUAUUAAGUAUCAAGAGAAUCCGGCAGCAAACUGGAAGUACAAAGAUCUUUCUGUUUAUUUAUUUGUGUCAAUUGCAGUGGAUGGAAACAUUACCAAUAUUGGUGUUACUUUGGUUAAUAAUUUAUUGAAUGUUGUUGAUUUCUUCACUCAGCAUAUCAUGGGAGAUUUGAAAAAUGAUUCUUCCCUUAAUCCAAUUUUGAAGGUUGAUGCAAUUAAAUAUAUAUACACUUUUAGAAACCAAUUGAAUAAGGCUCAAUUAGUGGAGUUAUUGCCUGUCUUGGCCAAUUUUUUGCAAAACUCUGAGUAUAUUGUUUACACUUACGCGGCGAUCACCAUUGAGAGGAUAUUAUCGAUUAGAGAAAGUGCCAGUUCUACCAAGUUUAUUUUUACUAAAUCCGAUUUGUCUAACAGCGCCCAACUUUUGUUGGUCAACUUAUUUCAGUUAAUUAUGAAAAACUCAACCACUCCUGAAAAAUUGGCAGAAAACGAAUUUUUAAUGAAAACAGUAUUUAGAAUUUUAUUAAUAGGCGAAGAUAUUGCCAACAAUAUUUCUAUGGAUUUAUUAGGUCAAUUAUUACAAAUUAUUAGCAUUAUUGCAAAGAACCCUUCGAACCCGCGCUUUACACAUUAUAUUUUUGAGUCAGUAGGUGUUAUAAUAAAAUAUAAUGAUUCUAGAAACUUGAGCCAAGAAAUUGAAUUAAUGAUGCCAAUAAUGUUAGAGAUUUUAAAAGAAGAUGUACAAGAAUUUAUUCCAUAUAGUUUCCAAUUGAUCGCAUACUGUUUGGAGAGUUUGCCAUCUGGCUCUUCUAUUCCGAAUUCCAUCUGUCAAUUGUCAGCUCCAAUAUUGUCACCUGCUAUUUGGGAAUUGAAGGCUAAUGUCCCUGCUGUUACAAGAUUAUUGAAAAAUUUUGUCAAAUGUGACAACACAAUAUAUCCAGAUCUGGUUCCAGUUUUGGGGGUUUUCCAAAGAUUAAUAUCAUCCAAAGCGUUUGACAUUUACGGGUUUGAAUUGUUGGAAUAUAUAAUUACCUAUAUUCCAAUGGAAAGCUUGCAUCCGUUUUUGAAGGAGAUCACGGUUUUAUUGUUCCAGCGUUUGCAAAAUUCAAGAACAGAAAAAUACACAAAGAGAUUUGUUGUAUUUUUAGGUGUUAUAAGUACCAAGAAGAGCGGUGAUUUUGUUGUAGAGUUUAUUGAUAGAGUGCAGGAUGGUAUUUUUUCUCAAAUAUGGAACAAUUUUGUCAUCCAAACAAUCCCUACUUUUGGCAAUUUGUUGGACCGUAAGAUUAGUUUGAUUGGAGCUUUGAAUAUUGUUACUAAUAGUCAACUUUUUAAUAGCAAGUAUUCCAACUUGAUACCAUCGACCUUGGAUGUUAUAAUUACCACUGUAGUUUCCGAUAGUGUUAUCAAUAUGAAAAACGAUUAUGUUGAUUUGGAAAACUUGGAGGAAAUUACAACAUUUGGCUCAAGUUUUAGCAAGUUAAUUAGUAUUUCCGAAAAACCAUAUGAUCCGUUACCUCAAAUUGACUUAGUAGAUGGUGUUAAAGUGUAUAUUGCGCAGAAAUUAAGUUCGUCUUCGUCAUUGUUGGUUUUAUUUGCGGACCAAUUAAGUAUAGAUGCUAAGAAUGGUUUGAUCCAAUUGGGUUUGAGUUAG
Saccharomycodes ludwigii is the source of this 2868-nucleotide messenger RNA. RefSeq names its product importin-alpha export receptor (gene CSE1). The transcript has a single exon. The record is from RefSeq and is a predicted model, not a curated record. Gene Ontology annotation, molecular function: nuclear export signal receptor activity; small GTPase binding. Gene Ontology annotation, biological process: protein import into nucleus; protein export from nucleus. Gene Ontology annotation, cellular component: cytosol; nuclear envelope. Bases 1 to 2868 code for a protein of 955 amino acids. NCBI's taxonomy places the organism in Eukaryota, Fungi, Ascomycota, Saccharomycetes, Saccharomycodales, Saccharomycodaceae.